UGAACAUCACAGAACACCUGGCCAAUGAAUUCGCACUAAACACGCUGAUGAAAGUAACAACAAUCCAUAUUUGACAAUUUAUAAAGAAAAUAAUCGGGUUUAAACACGUUGAAUUGAAAAAAUGGGUCGCAGAAAGAAGGCUAACAAGCCCCCACCAAAACGCAAAGCUAUUGUGCCUUUAGACACACUGUUCAACUGCCCAUUUUGUAAUCAUCAAAAAUCUUGUGAAGUUAAACUAGAUAGAGAGAGAAACACAGGUGUCAUCACAUGCAAUGUCUGCUUGGAAGAUUUUCAAACUAAUAUAAAUUAUCUGUCAGAAGCCAUUGAUGUCUACAGUGACUGGAUUGAUGCUUGUGAGGCAGCCAAUCAGUAGCACUGGUUUCUGUGGCCUGGGUGGGCCACACCUUUUUGUUUUUUUUUAAUCACCAAUUUAAAAUGUUCCAUUUAUUUGUAGUCAGAGGUCUUACUGGUUUAUUUGUUCUCCACCUAGAAGUAUUGUUUUUGAACAACUUUUUAUCAAUGUAAAAAGGGGGAUCAAAUAUGCCAGUGUUGUGUGGAACAUGAAGUGAGUUGCAUGGAACAUGGGUGUGUGGUGUGAGUAAUUCUGACCAUUAACGUUGCCUAUGCUCCACUCUAGGCUUUCUGUUAGAUUAUUUUUUUUUAGAGUGGUGCCCUUACAGUUGGGGAUAGGCUUGAACUUAACAUUUUGUUAUGGUUUGUGUGAUGAGAGAUGUUUGUUUUUAGGUUUACUUUAAUUUUUAAAAAAAGUAAUGGAAAAUUAUUUAUUUGAGCUGAUGUUACAUUUACUAGGUGAGAUGAGAAUGAUUUGUUUGCUAUUAGUUCAGGUUUAAAAAAAUUAUGUCUCACUGGUCUUAAAGUUUAUAGUUUAAAAAAAACUUUUUUUAUUUUUUAAAAUUUUUUACUAGUAUCAUGAACUAGUUAUAAUUCAUUUAUUUUAUGGCUGUGUAUGGAGUUAUAAUUGACUAUCACCGACAAAGCUUUUAUGAAUAAUAUACAGAACACGCAACCCAAAAGCGGGAAGACAAGUUUGACCUUAUGCUUAGUUGACCCCAGUGGUUGUGACCUCCUAUUGUAUGACAAAGAGGAGUUGAGUGGAAUGUUGUGGUGGGGUGAAUCUUGCUGUAUGCUGUUGAUCAGAGGUGUGGAUGCCUUGUAUAAAUUCCUGUUGUGUGUUGCUAUUGUGUGUACUGUUGCACAGUCAGCUUAUUAAAACUUUACACAUCCAGCAUAUUUGCAUGGUGUUGCUCAUUUGA
Messenger RNA from Physella acuta, 1274 nucleotides. Its product is annotated as transcription elongation factor 1 homolog. NCBI's taxonomy places the organism in Eukaryota, Metazoa, Mollusca, Gastropoda, Physidae. Gene Ontology annotation, molecular function: RNA polymerase II complex binding. Gene Ontology annotation, biological process: transcription elongation by RNA polymerase II. Gene Ontology annotation, cellular component: transcription elongation factor complex. The record is from RefSeq and is a predicted model, not a curated record.